Molecule: messenger RNA, 1731 nt
Organism: Alternaria infectoria
Lineage: Eukaryota; Fungi; Ascomycota; Dothideomycetes; Pleosporales; Pleosporaceae
Exons: 2
Coding region: 1-1731 (576 amino acids)
Source: RefSeq, a predicted model, not a curated record
AUGGAGCCACACGAAUCUGAGUCUUCGGCCGACGACCGUGGUGACCAUGCCGUGAACGCAUCGGAUCUGCUGCGCGUCGAUGGAGUUUUGACCGAAUACGCUCGCCAUACAGGCAACACCGAGUCAAAGCCGACCGACGAGACCACUGAACUCGGGCUUCAACUAAGUACCAAGAAGCGUUCACACGAAUACACUCCUGACGAAGACGGAAAAAGAGUUCGCACCAAGACCCAUAGCGCGCCACAAAGCCCAACAACACCGGACGAUCAGCCAACACCACCUUCAACCCCCCUCGUCGGAUCAGCCCCAGAUAUCAUGCAGAUCAUGACGAACUUUACAGCAGUCACUGGUCAGAUUGUUGCAUCUAUCAAGGACAAAUCUUUGAUCAAUAAUGAAUCUACACGCAAUACCGUCAAGGAUAUGUUACGAGAAGUGCUCAAGAUGCUCGUCCCUUGCGUGACUGAGAUCCGCGAAAUGGGGGCUCUCGGCAUUGAGAUUGUAGGACUUGCAACUUUGCUAGACUCUUCACUUGGGCGUGAGGGUAUAUUCACGAUCAUCUGCUCGCCCUAUUCCAGCAGUAUCCCCAAGCCACUUCAUGUCGAUUUCACUGACUACUUUGCUGUCGGAGACGCAUUCUGGGAUCGGGUGGUGGAGUUUUCGCUCGACCCGACCCUGAAACCUGGUGAAAAGGCCGCUCCAAGCUCACAAGGACUGGUUUGCGCUGCAUGGCGUCUGCAUAUUGUCGCGAAAGUGACUCCGCGGAACAUCUGGACAACAGUCUGUCGACUUAGUAACGGAAAAGGGGUAUCAAAUCUACACGAAAACGAUCGUUGGAUGCAGAUGCAUCUUCACGACGAUAUCCUCGGGCCGCUGCCACGAAACCGGCGAGCUGAGAAGAACGGGACACCACACGAGUCGCUAAUCUGUAGACGGGUCUCGAGCUACAGGGACCGUGCGAUCAACGCGAACGCACAUUUCUCUGCGAUGGAUGCCGUACCACACAGCCCUAGCGAGGGCAUGGUACCUGUGGGAUCACUUGAUAAGGACAGUCGCGAUCUGUUCGUCGGACUGAAGGCCAAUGCAUACAGCCCAGAUGGGAAACUCAUCGCACAUCCGAAAGGCAUGGAUAAGGAUGCCGUGGAGCGCGGCCUUCGAAUGGCGAACCGUGGUCCUCGGGAUCCGAUGCCUCGUCCAGGCAAUGCGCAACACCGUGACAUGCUUUUCGGCCAAUUACGCACCCAUCCUUCCAAAGGAGAGUCUAAGAGCCUUCUACGAGAGUCGAGCACAUUCAGCUCCGCAUACUCAGUAGUAGAUUCCCAAGGAAAAGGCGCCCAGUCCUCAAUUGACGACUCCCGAGACCAUUCUUCCAGCGAGGUCAGUCCAUCCCAAGGCAUCUCUCAAACUCUUUUCCGGCCCACAUCACAUGCGCAACAGCAAGCACCAGUGCAAGCUACGGAUGGUAUGAGGGCGGAUCAAAGUUCUAGGGGUGGAGAGGCCGAUACUACCGCCACUAGUCAACGAAACGCUCCUGCUCAUGCUAACACAAAACCCAAGGCCAGUCCCUUUAUCAACCGUCCUGCUAUGGCGCAAAACUUGCAUCAAACUCACGAUGGAGCAAUGGUCAACCCCAUCCUCAACGUGACAGAGCAGAACCAAUCGUUGAACAUCAACCAGCCUGUAUCGAACUCAUCAUUUAGCCCGGAAAGGAAAGGUGGCGAUGGAGGCUUUUAG